Budorcas taxicolor (takin) is the source of this 3423-nucleotide messenger RNA. RefSeq names its product transferrin receptor (gene TFRC). Gene Ontology annotation, molecular function: transferrin receptor activity. The coding region runs from base 67 to 2379 and encodes 770 amino acids. The record is from RefSeq and is a predicted model, not a curated record. Lineage: Eukaryota; Metazoa; Chordata; Mammalia; Artiodactyla; Bovidae. The transcript is spliced from 19 exons. Gene Ontology annotation, cellular component: external side of plasma membrane. Gene Ontology annotation, biological process: intracellular iron ion homeostasis; transferrin transport.
ACUGGUGGCGGGCCGGCAAGCGGCGGACGGGGGAGGCGCCUCUGCUCUUCUGUGUGGCAGCUCAAAAUGAUGGAUCAAGCCAGAUCAGCAUUCUCUAACUUGUUUGGUGGAGAACCAUUGUCAUAUACCAGGUUUAGUCUGGCUCGGCAAGUAGAUGGUGAUAACAGUCAUGUGGAGAUGAAAUUAGCUGCGGAUGAAGAAGAAAAUGUUGACAGUAACAUGAGGGGUAACCAAACCAGUAUCACAAAACCGAAAAGGUUAAAUGGAUAUAUCUGCUACGGGAUCAUUGCUGUAAUCAUCUUUUUCUUGAUUGGAUUUAUGAUUGGCUACUUGGGCUAUUGUAAACGUGUGGAACCACAAAGUGAUUGUGGGAAACAGGCAGGAACACAGCCUUCAUGCCCAGAGGAGACAGAAGCUUACGAACCCGAAGAGCAGCUCCCUGGAGUGCCUCGCAUAUUCUGGGCAGACCUCAAAUCAGCGCUGUCAGACAGACUGGAUGCCGUAGACUUUACCAGGGCCAUCAAGAUGCUGAAUGAAAAUUCUUAUGUCCCACGUGAGGCUGGAUCUCAAAAAGAUAGCAGUUUGGCUUUUUAUAUUGAAAAUCAAUUACGUGACUAUAAACUCGACAAAGUCUGGCAUGAUGAACAUUUUGUUAAGAUUCAGGUCAAAGGCAGUUCUCAAAACUCGGUGUCUAUAGUGAGUACAAGUGGUGACGGCAGUCAGGCAUACUCAGUGGAGAAUCCUGAGGGUUACGUGGCAUAUAGUAAGGCUGCGACGGUUACUGGCAAACUGGUCCAUGCUAAUUUUGGCACUAAACAGGACUUUGAGGAUUUAAAUAUGCCUGUGAAUGGAUCUUUAGUGAUUGUAAGAGCUGGAAAAAUCACUUUUGCUGAAAAGGUGGCAAAUGCUGAAAGUUUAAAUGCAAUUGGUGUCUUGAUAUACAUGGACCAUAGUAAAUUUCCCAUUGUUAACGCAAAUCUUCCAAUGUUUGGACAUGCUCAUCUGGGAACAGGUGACCCUUACACACCUGGAUUCCCUUCUUUUAAUCACACUCAAUUUCCACCAUCUCAGUCAUCAGGAUUGCCAAACAUACCUGUCCAAACAAUUUCCAGAGCCGGUGCAGAAAGACUAUUUCAAAAUAUGCAAGGAGAUUGUCCUGGCACUUGGGGAACAGACUCUUCAUGUAAGCUGGUAUCAUCACAGGAUAAAAAUGUGAAACUUAGCGUGAACAAUGUGCUGAAGGAGAUAGGAAUUUUUAACGUCUUUGGAGUUAUUAAGGGCUUUGAAGAACUAGAUCGCUACAUUAUAGUAGGGGCCCAGAGGGAUGCCUGGGGUCCCGGAGCUGCAAAGUCCAGUGUAGGAACAAGUCUGCUAUUGACACUUGCCCGGUUACUUUCCGAUAUGGUCUUAAAAGGUCAGUUUAAACCCAGCAGAAGCAUUGUCUUUGCCAGCUGGAGUGGUGGAGACUUCGGAGCUGUUGGUGCCACUGAAUGGCUAGAGGGAUACCUUUCCUCAUUGCAUUUAAAGGCUUUCACUUAUAUUAAUCUGGAUAAAGCUGUUGUUGGUACUACCAAUUUCAAAGUUUCUGCCAGUCCGCUGUUGUAUUCACUUAUUGAGAAAAUCAUGAAAGAUGUGAAACAUCCACUUACUGGGCUGUCUCUGUAUCGGGACAGCAACUGGAUCAGCAAAGUGAAGAAACUUUCUUUGGAUAAUGCUGCUUUCCCUUUCCUUGCGUAUUCUGGAAUCCCAGCAGUCUCUUUCUGUUUUUGUGAGGACACAGAUUACCCUUAUUUAGACACUCCCAUGGACACCUACGAGACAUUGAACGGAGAAGUUCCUCAGCUGAACAGAGUGGCACGUGCAGCAGCAGAAGUGGCUGGUCAGCUUGUGAUGAAACUUACCCAUGGUGUCGAGCUGGACCUGAACUAUGAGAUGUAUAAUGACGAAAUACUCCGUUUUGUGAAGGAAAUGAACCUAUUCAGAGCAGACAUAAGGGAUAUGGGUCUGAAUAUGCAGUGGCUGUAUUCUGCUCGUGGAGACUUCUUCCGUGCUACAUCCAGACUAACUACGGAUUAUAAGAAUGCUGAGAAAACAGACAGAUCUGUGAUGAGGGAAAUCAAUGACCGUAUCAUGAAAGUGGAAUAUCACCUCCUCUCACCCUAUGUGUCUCCAAGAGAGUUUCCUUUCCGACACAUCUUCUGGGGCUCUGGCUCUCACACUCUGUCAGCUUUACUGGAGCACUUGAAGCUGCGUAAGAAACUUAAUGGUGCUUUUAAUCAAACACUGUUGGAAAACCAGUUGGCUCUGGCAACUUGGACUAUUCAGGGAGCUGCAAAUGCCCUCUCUGGGGACAUCUGGGACAUUGACAACGAAUUUUAAAUGUGACACCCAAAACUUAAUACGAGAACAUCAGGGUAGUGUGGUUUCUAGACUUAUAUUGGUUAUGCUAAAUUUUCAGUAGGGCUAAAAAACUAAUAUUAAAAAUCUACCCAGUCUUGGUACUACUAGAUGUUGGUCUUUAGGCAGCAGCUUUCAAUACAGGGUAGGUACUUGCAUUUCUAGUUAAAUUGAAUAAUUUUUUUAAAUGUUCACAGUAGAAUAUUUUCUGUGAUUAUCUCUAGACUUUUUAGUGCUUUGUAAUGGUAACUGCCUCUUUCCUGUCAUAGUUCUGAAAAAGUCAGAACCAGUUAUGUGAACUAUUGGUCUAAAUCCUAAGGACGUGAGCUGGUUAUCUUUUGAGCUGGAGGAGGAAGGUGGCUUAGAGUGAUCUUCCAUCUUCAUUUGAUGCUAGACAGACACCAGGCUGUAAGGCUUUACUCUCCACGUGGGGUCUCUGCCUUCUGUAAGGAUUUAGCUGGUUUCCACCUCUGAAAGUGGAACAGUUCACUUUCAGAAGAGAUGGGACAUGUUUUCUUGCCAAUGAGGUCUGAAAUAGAGGGCCUUCAGCUGCAUAAAACGAGGUUCAACUAUUUAUCACAGGAGUAAGGCCUUAAUGUGGCAACCUCAAGAUUAUCUAUGAAAAGAGGAGACCAGAAAGCCAAAGACCUAGUAUAUUUUAUUUUCCUCUAUCCCUUGUCCCAUAAAUCUUUGUUAGUUUUUUGUUUUCACUUAUUCCAAGGUAUUUUGAAAGAGAACCAGGUUUUAGGUGUUUAAUUUCAAACUCAAUUUAUCAGACUUUAGAGAACACAAUGCCAAAUUUUGGCCAAAGUGUUAAUUUUUUGGAAAAGCUUCCUGUCAUUUUGGCACUGAGAUAUUUAUUGUUUAUUUAUCAGUGACAGAGUUCACUAUAAAUGGUGGUUUUUUUUAAUAGAAGAUAAUUAUCGGAAGCAGUGCCUUCCAUAAUUAUGACAGUUAUACUGUCGUUUUGUUUUUUUUUUUUAAUAAAAGCAGCAUCUGCUAAUAAAACCCAACAGAUACUGGAAG